This is a messenger RNA of Odontomachus brunneus, 2705 nucleotides long. RefSeq lists its product as uncharacterized. NCBI's taxonomy places the organism in Eukaryota, Metazoa, Arthropoda, Insecta, Hymenoptera, Formicidae. Bases 864 to 2600 code for a protein of 578 amino acids. The record is from RefSeq and is a predicted model, not a curated record. The transcript has 2 exons.
UGAAAAUUUGUGUUGUUUGAAGUACACUAGUGUGCAACGGGUAUUAGGUGUAAAAGUGUGAAAAGUACAAGCAACUCGAACAAACCUAUGUCCGAGAAGUAUAUUUUGACCGUAGUGCGCAGGCGCGGCGAUCAGAUUAUAUAUAUGUAUAUAUAUAUAUAUAUAUAGACACACACAACACACAGGGUGUUUCACUUUAAGUGAUAUAGUCGAUUAUUUCGCGAAUCGAUGAUUUUAUUGAAAAAUUUUUCGAACGAAAGUUUCAUGACUUGAAGGGAAACAUAUGAUGAAAAUAUGAACUUGAUCUUGAGUGAUCUUGUCAAAAUCAGGUCAAGGUCAUUAAUGUUUUUUUAAACGGAAAUCCCUAUUUUUUAUUACAUAUUCUUGUAGCUUAUCGUGAGAGCUUUCCAAAACACUAUAAUAAAGUUACGUUUCAUUGAGUACUUUCCGAGUUAUGGAGCUUGAAAGUUACAGUACCGCCGGCGUUAUCCAUAUACGCAUGCGCGUGUGAGCGAGAUAAAAAAAUAUAUAUUUUUCUCAUUUAUUAGUAUUCACUUAUCAACUUAUUAUUAAGAAAAACGAAGCAAAGAUGGUUCCAAAUUCGGAGAUUCAGCUUAUGUUUAAAAAUCAGCCGACUUAGCUUUUGGUUCAGACUUACUAGACAAAGACAGAGCGCUGUUCGAGACCUACAAGCAUGCUCUCUCUCAUCCCGCAACAUUCAAGAAGUAGCGCGCGUUCUAGGUAGUAUAUAUUUCAGUGCGCAGCCCUGUGAUCUCCCGGUGAAAUUUUAUUCAAAGUUUCUGUUACAAACAGUCACUGCUCUCGAGCUCUGAACGAAAUAGACAUGAAUUUUUGGAGUAAACAUGGAUAGGAAAGGUAAACGAGGUAGUCUGACGCGUCCGGGAAGAGCGAAAAAAAGAAAAUUUUGCGGAAAUCGGCAUACCAUCGAAGCUGAGACUAGUUAUGUCAGUACAUCGGCAGAAAAAUUAAGAAAGACUGGAGACAACGAGCUUCGUAUUAGCAGAGAACAUGGCUAUAGUGUUCUCAACUUCUUUUCAGUUUUUUCUGCCAUUAGUGCACUUGUUAUGUGUAAACAAUGUAAAAAAGACAUAAUGUUUAAAGAAGCAAGUCCUCGUGGAUUGGGGUUCAAAAUAGCAGUAGAAUGCAGUUGUGGUGUAACGUAUAUAAACUCAUGUCCUUUAAUUGACAACGCUUUUGAAAUAAACCGAAGAAUAGUUCUCGCCAUGCGACUCAUAGGCGUCGGAAUGAAGGGACUCAAUUUAUUUUGCGGUAUUAUGGAUAUUUGUCAAGGACUCGCUAUAAAUACUUAUUAUGCAUGUCUUCAAAAUAUCUAUUGUGCGAGCGAAACAGUGUAUGACAUCGUGACGAGGAGAGCAAUCGAGGAAGAGCGGGAAAAGAACGUUGAACACGGUAAUCUACCAUCGGAAUUGACUGUAUCUGGAGAUGGCACGUGGAAGAAAAGAGGCUUCAGUUCUCUGUUUGGCGUCUCCACGCUCGUUGGCGUAUACAGCAACAAAGUAAUUGAUACACUUGUCAAAUCAAGCUUUUGCCAAACAUGCAAUUUAUGGAAAAACAAGUUUGGCACUGUGGAAUAUGAAGAUUGGAAACAUUCCCAUCAAGAUGAAUGCACAAACAACCAUGAAGGAUCUGCUGACAAAAUGGAAGUAAAUGCGGUGAAAGAAAUGUUCUUACGAUCAAUGGAUAAGUAUCAAGUAAAAUAUAAGAGAUAUGUAGGAGAUGGAGACAGUAAAACGUUUAAAUCUAUUUCGGAGACUAUGAUAUAUGGUGAAAAUUUUAUCGUUGAAACAAAAGAAUACGUGGAGCAUGUUAAAAAACGGAUGGGUGCGAGAUUACGCAAUACUAAGGAAAAAAACAAAGAUAUUGGUGGAGAAGGAGCAGGAAAAUUGACAGACAAGAUUAUCAGUGAAUUAAGUACAUACUACGGCUUGGCAAUACGAAGAAAUCCGGAGUCAGUGGAAGAGAUGAAAAAUGCUAUAUGGGCUACAUUUGAUCACGAAAGAUCGACCGACGAGAACCCACAUCAUGAACGUUGCCCUGAAGGCUUCACGAGCUGGUGCGCGUGGCGUAAAGCGGAGGCUGCAGGAACACUGAAUACUUUCACACACGACAAGAUACCGCUGAAUGACGAAGUGUUAAAUGUCAUCCGACCUAUUUACGAAGAUUUAACUACCGAUGAUUUAUUACAACGAUGCCUCGGAUCAUUUACUCAGCAUAAUAACGAAAGUUUAAAUUCGUUAAUUUGGACAAUUGUACCAAAACAUCUGCACUGUGGAAAAAAGACGGUGGAAGUUGCAACUUUUUUGGCUGUUUGCCUGUUUAAUGAAGGAUUUCAUACCAUUUUAAAAAUAAUGGACGUAAUGGGAUUGCAAAUUGGCCAAAAUGCAAAAUUCCUCGCGGAUAACAGGGACAACGAGCGCGUUAAAUGUUUGGAGCAGCGAACGUCGUACGAGUCGAAAGAAGCAAGAAUCGCUAAGAGACAAAAAAAAGCUGGCCAACAUGAGUUCUUUGAAGUUGAGGAAAGUCUCUUGUAUGGCCCUGGUAUAACUGAUGAAGGAUGACGAAGACGGCGGCAAUCAACGCGCCCGAUGGAAAACAAUUUUACAGUGUGAUCUGUUUUGUCCAAUUUUAUUUUUUCCAAUUUUGAAUAAAAAGCUUUAACAAAA